AUGAAUUUCAAUGUUAGGAAUGUUGAUGCGGGUAUUCUGUUGCAUAUACAGCAAGAGACGGAAAGUAAGAAGUACCAUUUUCUUGUUGCAAAUGCCAAAUUUAUGCUGGACGAAGAGGAGCAUUUCCAGGAGCAAAUGUUUGAACGUCGUCGCCUCUAUGAAGAGCGCAACAUGGAACCAGAUUUCUGGCUUGUAGUUGAGCCAAAGUUCUUGGACAAGUUCCCUAAUAUCACCAAGAGACUGAAGAGACCCGCUGUAGCACUUGUUUCAACGAAUGGCCCAUGGAUCACGUUCAUGAAAUUGAGGCUAGACAGAGUUUUACAAGAGGGCUACGAGGCUGACAGUGUAGAAGAAGCUUUGGCAUGUACUCCUGUUAGUAUUGAAUUUGAAAAACCGGAAAAAUGGACAGCACCAUACCCGAAGUAUGAAUCCGGGUGGUGGGACUCAUUCUUGCCCCCUGGAUCUCAGACUUCAAAGGUAUGAUUAGCAGGCGUCUUACGUAUUUCUGCCAUGCCAUCAUCUGUGUUGCUUGAAGUAGUUCAAAAUCUACAUUACUGUUUGUUGGUCCGGCAAUGAAUGAGCAUUUAGUUUGAGAAGUUAUAUGAAGAGAUGGUCGGGCAAUCGCCAUUGUAGGCUGUAGGUGAAGAUGUUUGUAGCUCAUCUGAAGAAUUGUACGACGAAACGCCUAAUUUCUGUAGCUUAUAAACCCCUGUUGCGAGAUUCAGAAAACAAAAUGAAGAAUAUUGAGCAUUGUACUUAGCAUGAAAAAGCAUUAUGAAAAAUCUGAAGUGUGUUAUUGUUGUUGGUUUUUAUCUCUAA
Molecule: messenger RNA, 819 nt
Organism: Solanum tuberosum (potato)
Lineage: Eukaryota; Viridiplantae; Streptophyta; Magnoliopsida; Solanales; Solanaceae
Product: ycf54-like protein
Exons: 3
Coding region: 1-483 (160 amino acids)
Source: RefSeq, a predicted model, not a curated record